AUCAUCUCCGAGUCACCCUAAUUUCAUCACGCACCAAUCAAAAAGGUCAAAGUCGUACGCCCUAAUUUCUUCCCACAAUCAAAAGUUUCCGUCUCCUUUUCUCUUCACUUUCCAUCCUUUCAAACCUGCAAAUCUCUUUCUAUCUGCGGGAAAUCGAUUAUCUCCUUAAAUCUCAGAACGACAAGAGCCCUUAUUGCAGUGUAAAAAGCGGAGAAAUUGAGUAUACAAAGACUAGAUUUUCGAUGCCUAAGGUAUUGCCUUCGCGGCCAACACUUGCAUCUGGUUCAGUAAAAGAAUCACCUCCUUCAACUCAUGUUGCAAGAAAUAACAAAACAUGGCGCAGGACAGAGAACAUUACCUCUUCACCAUAUGCAAAAUCGGGGUUGAGCAAUGGUCAAUCACCGAAACAGUUUGGAAACACUCAGAGUGCUACUUCUUAUGUUCGUAAAGGUCGCAGUCUGGUAAGAAAUCCUGUGGCAGGUCCUGCUCUUUCAAAUGGACCUAAUGGCUUCAGCAGUACCUCAGUUUAUAGGUUGAAUCCUGUGAAUAGAACUGAAGCAAUUCAAAGUUUUGGGUCUGAAAAGAAGAAUAGCACCCUUAAACCUCAAAAUGGUUUGAAAACAGGUCCGGAGGUGGGCACUGCACCUCACUUGAAAGUUCAAACCAAGUCCUUAAGCUGGGUUUCCAAGUCAUCCACAUCUCCAAGUCAUUCCACAGAAGGAGGUGGCUCAGAAGCGACAUUGAGUAACACCGAAAUUCUGAAAACAAAAGAUGCUCCUAAUGUAGCUGGGGCUUUUCAAAAAGAGGCUGUUGCAAUCAGGGUGAUGGGAACCAAAGAAGAUAUCAGUGAUGAUGGGAAAUCAAAGCUUUCCUCGGCAAAGAAGAUGAUAUACGUGAAGCACAAGUCGCAUCAGUUGGUUGCUGCUCGUCAUUCUGAAAGUAGUGGUCCAUCUGCCAGUCUUAUAGAGAAGAACCAAGCAGUACCUUGCACUAAAACCCAUGGUCAAUAUUUUAAAAGGAACAAGAACCAGCUUAUUCGGAAUGCUCCUUUGAAUCAAAGUCACCAUAGGCUAGCACAUAACUCUCGUGAUGAAAGUUUGAAUUCUGAGGGUCAAGGGACGACAAAUGACUCCUACAAAUUUAGCAGAAACAUGAGUAGGGUAAGAGCAGAAAAGAAUCUCUUCCCAUGGAAAAGGAUGUCAUACUGGAGAAAAAAUAUGGCUUCAUGUUCCAAUAGGAGUUCCUCGUCACUGAUCAACAAAAAAUUACUUCUCUCACUUAAACGGGAUACGGUUUACACAAGGUCAACAGGGGGAUUCUCCCUUAGAAGAUCCAAAGUAUUGAGUAUAGGAGGGUCAAAUUUAAAAUGGUCAAAAUCUAUCGAAAAACGCAUCAAAAAAGUUAAUGAGGAAGCUACGAUAGCAGUUGCUGAGGUAGAGAAGAAGAAAAGAGAGCAGAAGGUUGCUUUUGCAGUUGGAAGAGCCAAGAUCCGAAAUCAAUUAUCCCGGGAACGCGUAUUCCGUAUUGGUUCUGUUCGGUAUAAAAUGGAUUCGUCAAGGCGGACACUUCAGAGGAUUCCUGAUGAAAACCCUUCGUCGGGUCUUGAUCAACAGUCGGGACGAAACAGCAGGAUGUCUUUCAUUCCAAAGAGAUUGCUGAUUGGCAAUAAAGAAUACAUUCGAAUUGGAAAUGGUAAUCAGCUUGUUAGAGAUCCAAAGACACGGAUUCGCACCUUGGCAAGUGAAAAAAUUAGAUGGAGUCUUCACAGUGUGAGGUUGCGCUUGGCAAGAAAACAACAGUAUUGUCAGUUUUUCACAAGAUUUGGUAAAUGCAAUAAGGAGGAUGGGAAAUGCCGUUUUAUUCAUGAUCCUGCUAAAAUUGCAGUCUGUACAAAAUUUCUGAAAGGUUUAUGCAAUGAUACUAACUGCAAGUUAACUCAUAAGGUCAUUCCUGAAAGGAUGCAGGAUUGUUCUUAUUUUUUGCAAGGAUUAUGCACCAACGAGAAUUGUCCAUACAGGCAUGUAAAUGUGAACCCCGAUUCUUCAGUUUGUGAAGGUUUCCUCAGGGGAUAUUGUGCUGAAGGCAAUGAGUGUCGUAAAAAGCACAGCUAUGUAUGUCCCCAAUUUGAGUCAACAGGAGAAUGUCCUCAAGGUAAGAAGUGCAAACUUCACCACCCAAGUCGAAACAUGAAGAACAGGAAAAGGAAAAGAGCCAAGGAAAAUAAUUCUAAGCAUGUCAGAGGUCGUUACUUUGGAAGCAACAGGUUCGAUGGUGAGAUCGAAUUCGGAAGGAUUGCUUCGAGUGGACACUGCAGCGAGCAAAAAAAGAACGGACACAGUUCCUUCUCGGAGGGGGAAAUCAUGGACUAUAUCAGCUUGGAAGUGGGUGAGAGUGACAACGAGGAAGGAGGUGAAGAAGCCCAAGGGAAUACUGAUGAUGCAAUGGACACAAGUACAAACUUGUGCAUGGAAGCUGACUUGUUGUCAGAUCAUCUAAUGCUACCAUUAGAUGAUCUGGAUGGCGACGAUGACCUUAUUAAACCUAUUGCUAUCAUGAAUAUUCCUAUAAAACAACCUCAUACGUUGAUAAAAGAAUGACCAUGAGUAAUUGUAGUUAGGAAAUUUUGGUGCCCCAAACCUGACUCAGUCUUCCCUUUAAAGAAAAGGGGAAUGCUGUUUCAUGGUUAAACACGGGCUUAGUUUUUCUUGUGCAAUUGUUGUAUGUUUUUGUUUUAUUAGAUUAGAUGUGUAUACAUUGAUAGAUUACUGAAAAAAUAGUAUUUUUUUGAUUAAUAUAGUAACUGAGUUCAGGAAA
Messenger RNA from Papaver somniferum (opium poppy), 2814 nucleotides. Its product is annotated as zinc finger CCCH domain-containing protein 7-like. The record is from RefSeq and is a predicted model, not a curated record. The transcript has 10 exons. The coding region runs from base 243 to 2597 and encodes 784 amino acids. Gene Ontology annotation, cellular component: nucleus. Gene Ontology annotation, molecular function: metal ion binding. Lineage: Eukaryota; Viridiplantae; Streptophyta; Magnoliopsida; Ranunculales; Papaveraceae.